This is a messenger RNA of Hylaeus volcanicus, 3524 nucleotides long. RefSeq lists its product as uncharacterized. NCBI's taxonomy places the organism in Eukaryota, Metazoa, Arthropoda, Insecta, Hymenoptera, Colletidae. The record is from RefSeq and is a predicted model, not a curated record. Bases 1284 to 3062 code for a protein of 592 amino acids. The transcript has 5 exons.
UUCCCAUGAAAGACCGAGGAAGAAAAAGAGACACAAAGCGUCGAGGGACACAAUAGCACCUGUCGAAUCGCGUCCUCAGCGUGUAGACGAGAGAAAGAGAGGGGAACCUCACAUAGGAAAGCGCGCGAUAUAACACAUCGAUCUGCGCUCGCGAAUGCGCACUGUUUGUUGUCUAGGUAGGGUUUCCCCUUGCCUCUCUGUGUGGACCGUGACCGGGAUACCAACAGGUGAUGCUGGAGUAGAGACACUCCCAAGCUUGGUCUCCCGCAAGUCCUCAUCCUAACGGUGAUUUAGCGUCAUUCAAUUUGGGGGAUGUCGCCUCUCAUCUCGUUGGAAGCACGUAAAGGCAAUACAGAAAGAAGAAAGUCCUUUAUCACUUGGUGCUUAGUGCUUUGAUUUCUUGUUAUUGUCCUUUAGGUUCUCUGCACCUUCCCCUGCAACAAUACUGUGAUACAGUUUGGGAACCGAUAAAAAUUUGUAUGUGAGAGAACAGUAUCGGGGUCAAUCAACAGUCUUGGGGAACGUUUAAUAAAGCAUUACUCGGUUCUCAGUGCUUAGGUCCCAAGGUGUGAGUGAGACCAAGUGAUACCUUAUGCCAAAAGAUAUUUGUGUUAGAAAUGUUGUACGCAAGUGGAUGUAACAUAAAGAAAUUGAGUUUCAAUGAAUACUGUAAAGCUAUGUAAUACGUACAUAUGUAAAAGAAUUCUUACAAGUAGCCAAGGAUUGAAGCAAUCCCUAACGCUAAGUUUUUCGGAUAAUGACCUGGUGUCAGGGCACUGUUCAAGAAAAUAAUGAACGGGAGAGUAGUCGAGUAUCCCAGCAAUGAAUUUGUGAGACUGCUUUCAAUGAAACAUUUCUGUAAAGGAAGAUGAUGCCAAGAGAAUGAAUAUCCACUGCAAGAAACGACAAAACAAGAACUGUUUAACUUUGAGAAUCGUUGAAUAGCGGCUCGAUCCUGUGAUUAGUACACCAAUCCUCUGGAAAGAACUCGUUGAAAUGACGAAAAUGGUUCAACAGUCGUUGUUUGAGUGUGUUUGGAGCUUGUCUCGACAUCAGGGUUUCUCGCCCUGGCCGAUCAACAUACGUAUCAAAGGCUGGAAUGGAAAUGAAGCAGUCUUAAAACGCUACUUCACCGUACAAUUUUUUCACACGGUGAAUUCCACUGGUUUCUAGAGUUUCAUUUGCAGUGUUCAAGUAAACGACAACUUGUUGCUGUUCCCAAGCAACCAGAAGAGGAAGACAGAAGAGAAUGCUGCGAUAACGAAUCCCAGGGACACAGAAAGAUGCCGCAAGGGAACAUCCAGUAUCAAGGGACGCAGAGAAGAGCCUGCGGUCCAGGAGCGCACUGGAACGUUCAGGUGGUGAGAGACAAGGUGACAACACGGUGCUUGUGGUACGCCUGCGAAGCUCUCGGAAUUGGUCUGCUACUAAUGCUUUUAGGCGCUUGCAUGGCGACCAUAGGGUACUUCGCAGACCAACUUUCCGUGGCUCAGGAAGUUAGAGGUAAUAUAACAGUAAGAGUGAAGAACGAGUCGCGUGGAUUUCACCUGAACAACCUCAGUUAUGCUGGACCAAUAGUCAUGGGCGUAGGAGGUUUCAUCGUAGUGGCAGCCUGCGUGAUGACCUUCGAGGCCCGCGACAACGCUGCCAAGGUGGUGCCAGCGCGUUUCCGCUUUAACCAACCAUCGACAAUAAAGAGCAUCAGGAACCAGCGCAAUAGAAGAUCCAUAUCCAGCCAGACAACCAAAUGGGACCACCAGCUGGGUGUCUUCAGGAUGAACAGAAGCCCAAGUCCGAGUUUGCACGAGGUUCUACGGAAACAAUUGACCGCGGAAUUCAUGCAGUUCUCCAAAGAAAUGAAGGAGAAGCAAGCUGGACAUUCCAUCAAGAAGAGUCCCAGCGCGCCAACCUUGGUGGACAAGAGAUCACCUCGUAAGAGGUCUCCUAAAUAUGCUGGGUGCGCACUGUUGAACCCUGAAUUACUGCAGAGACAUGCUCUGUCUGUUGACAAUCCUAGCUACAAUGUUCAUCAGGUCAGUAGAGAAAGUCUGGACCACCAAAGGAUGGGAGGCAGCCAAGUUUCCAUGGCGAUGGACCUGCACAUCCCCAACAAAGUCCCAGUCACGCUAAAAGUGAAGGACAGGUCAGACACAGCCAGGCGCCACCAACUGCUUCGUCAAACCAAAGUUGAAUACGUAGAAGAAGUAGACGAAGCAGCACGAUCACCAACCAGUCACGCUUACUCGCCUAAUUCGCUAGGAAAGAGAAAUUCCAUGGACGUGAAGCUGUUCGAGGAGCUAACAGCAACCAAGGAUUUCACGAAAAUAUCACCCAGGGACUUUCGCAAGAUCUCCUCGCCAAGCUUUCAUAAAAUUUCAUUGGAUAAGGUUGGGAACGAAAGGAGGAUCGAGAGGUCCAUGGGCAAUCGUAAGGCCAGCCUCGAGUUCAGAAGAAGUCCUGACUUCCGUAAAGGAGAUUAUAGGAAACUGUCUAUGGAGAGAUUCAGCAUGGACUGCACCAAAUACUUCUCGGACGAGGUAGGAAUCAGGUCGAGGGCAAGCAGUGGCGAAAACCUGCGCAGGCAACGUCAACCUAAGCUCUACCAGUGCAACUCUGACGACAGUAAACGAAGGUCGUUCGAUAGACACCACAAAGAGGGCCAGUCGAGCAGAUGUUCUCUAAACACGCAAGCAGUUAUAGAGAGCGCAGGUGAUUCAGACUUCAAGUACUUUGUCGAGACGUCGUUGGAUACCGAAGAGAGUCGUGCAGACUAUUCCGAUGAGAGUCGCACGGUCGAUAUAGACGAGCCAGCUGUGGCUUUGUCGUGUGGAGGAUCGAACGAAGUCGAUGCCUUGCUCGAGGAACCUGAACUGGAGAAUCUUCCAGAGAAUGGGAUGGAGAGUGCAAGGGUACACGGAAGUGCUAGGGAAGAAACGAAGUCAGAGGUAGCGGAUGAUACCAAGAAAGAUCGUGAGAGUACAGAUAAUUUUAUUACAAAGAGUUUUGAAGACUUUAGGAGGAGCGAAGAGAAGACUUUGUAUAUAGCGGAUGAUGAAGUUUGAAGAGUAACCAUUAAUGUCAAUGGGCUAAAUGUUGAGCUAAUUAACAGUAAUCAUUUUUCAUUUGAAAACUGAAGUUAGAGGUAAGUUUUGAACAAAAGUGUCGAGAUACUGGUAAUUAAACGACUACGACUAAUGAGUUUGAUACAUUUUGAAAAUCGCAGGUAUAUAAAUGAACGUUACAGUUACAUUUAGAAAGUGAAUCUAACUCCAUGGUAGCAGUUUGUUACAAUCGGGUUGUAGAUUUUGAUUUAAACAAAAUUUCAAGCUAGGAAACUUAAUGACACUUACGAAAUAAUUAAUUAAACUAACAUUUUUGUAGGAUAAGGCAAUAACAUACUUCCAAGAAACAUACUUCCACUCUAAGAAAAAUCUUUUCCAUUAAACAUAGAUUCUUUUGUUACCGGUUAACAAGAAAAUGAUCAUUAGUUGGAAAAGUAAAGAUGGACAUUAUUGUGUCUGUUU